GGCUGGCUGACCGGUCCCUCUUCUGUGCCUUGUCCGAGGUCCUUGUCCACCCCUCAUCCCGGGCAGCUUCUCUUACUGGGUUGGGUCACCUUAAGCGGGAAACUGAAGCCAUUACUCUCCAAGCCCUGUUUCAUCUUCCCAAGCAUGUCGGAAAGUUGGCAGCAGCCACCACAGACACAACCGCAGCAGCCGCAACCCCCGCAACCUCAACACCAUGCGGAGCCGCCGCCGGCGCUGGCCGAGCAUGCUCUGCCCCCGGGCACGGCCGAGAACCCCCUGGGCUGCGCCGUCUACGGCAUCCUCCUGCAGCCAGACCCUGGCCUGCAGCCCCCCCAGCAUGCUCCCCUGCAGGCAGCAGGCGAGCCAGGCCCCAAGUGUGGCGUGUGCGGUCACGACCUGGCGCACCUGUCAAGCCCACACGAGCACCAGUGCCUGGCGGGCCACGACCGCUCCUUCCAGUGCACACAGUGUCUCAAGAUAUUCCACCAGGCUACCGACCUGCUGGAGCACCAGUGCAUCCAGGCUGAGCAGAAGCCUUUCGUUUGCGGUGUCUGCAAGAUGGGCUUCUCGCUGCUCACCUCACUGGCACAGCACCACAGCGCACACACGGGCGCCGGCGGCAUCGUGAAGUGUUCCAUCUGUGAGAAGACCUACAAGCCCGCCGAGGCUGCCGAGCCUGCAGCCACGGCCGCCCCGUCGCUGCCUUCCGCCGCCCCGACGCCGGCCGUCGCCCCCGCGGACGCGGCGGAAAAGCCCUACAGCUGCCCCAUCUGCCAGAAGCCCUUCAAGCACCUGUCGGAGCUGUCGCGGCACGAGCGCAUCCACACGGGCGAGAAGCCGUACAAAUGCACGCUGUGCGACAAGAGCUUCAGCCAGUCGUCGCACCUGGUGCACCACAAGCGCACGCACAGCUCGGAGCGGCCCUACAAGUGCGCGGUGUGCGAGAAGGCCUUCAAGCACCGCUCGCACCUCGUGCGCCACAUGUACGCGCACUCGGGCGAGCACCACCUCUUCCGCUGCAACGUGUGCGAGCUGCACUUCAAGGAGUCCUCGGAGCUGCUGCAGCACCCCUGCACGCCCAGCGGCGAGCGGCCCUUCCGCUGCGGGGAGUGCCAGAAGGCCUUCAAGCGGCCGUCGGACCUGCGGCAGCACGAGCGCACGCACAGCGCCGAGCGCCCCUUCAAGUGCGACCUGUGCCCGAUGGGCUUCAAGCAGCAGUACGCGCUCAUGCGGCACCGGCGCACGCACAAGGCGGAGGAGCCCUUCAAGUGCGGCCUGUGCGAGAAGGGCUUCGGGCAGCCCAGCCACCUGCUGUACCACCAGCACGUGCACACCCUGGAGACCCUCUUCAAGUGCCCCGUGUGCCAGAAGGGCUUCGACCAGUCGGCCGAGCUGCUGCGGCACAAGUGCGUCCCCAGCGCGGCGGAGCGGCCCUUCAAGUGCCCGGUGUGCAGCAAGGCCUACAAGCGGGCGGCGGCCCUGCAGAAGCACCAGCUGGCCCACUGCUCGGCGGCCGAGAAGCCCCUGCGCUGCACGCUGUGUGAGCGCCGCUUCUUCUCCUCCUCCGAGUUCGUGCAGCACCGCUGCGACCCCGCCCGAGAGAAGCCGCUCAAGUGCCCGGACUGCGAGAAGCGCUUCAAGUACGCCUCGGACCUGCAGCGGCACCGGCGCGUGCACACGGGCGAGAAGCCCUACAAGUGCCCCCACUGCGACAAGGCCUUCAAGCAGCGGGAGCACCUCAACAAGCACCAGGGGGUCCACGCCCGCGAGCAGCAGUUCAAGUGCGUGUGGUGCGGGGAGCGCUUCCUGGACGUGGCCCUGCUGCAGGAGCACAGUGCCCAGCACAGCGCAGCCGCGGCCGCCGCCGAGGGCGCCUACCAGGUGGCCGCCUGCCUGCCCUGAGCCCGCGGGCGCCUCCUGCCGGCCUGGCCUGGCCGGUGCACCGAGGUCCUGGGGCUGGGGACAAACGGACCACGGGCAGGUGGGGCGGGGGUGCCUGGCAUCUCGGUUCCAGCUCGGAGGUGGGGGAGCCAGAUGGCUCCGACGACGGUCCUGAGUCCACAAGCCGCUCUCCAGCCGGGGUUUGCUAGCUGAGCCGCCAGCUCCCCUUGUCUCUGGGAGUCUGGCACCGGGCUGGAAGUCAGGGGGCUUCCUCAGCCCACGGAGGGGGUGGUACCAGGCUCACUUUCCCAGACCGUCCCGCUAAUGGGAAACCAGACAGCCUGGGAAACAUGGCGGUCAUGGCGGCGGGGGAGAAGGGCUGGACCCCAGGGGUGGAGGAUGCCCCUCUUCAAGUUACCGUGAGAGCGAAAGGCCGACCUGUGUUGUCGUCCUGGGGGCCAGGAAGCCAAGCCAAAGGGCAGCUCUGCCUGUGGUAGCCGGUGGCCAGGUGUCUUCUAGAUUUCUGCCGGGCCAGACCCAGCGGAGGCCGCGUCUGUGGGCCGGGUCUCCCUGACAGUGGGUCUCCCUGACAGCAGCUCGGCAGAGGGAGGAGGCCCCCUCUUGGGGUGGGUCGGCCGCAGUGCGCCCCUGGGAGCUAGGGAGGGCAGCCUUUGCGCUGAAGCUUAGGCCGCUGUCUUGGAAGCACACCCGCCACCUUCGCAGUGGUUCUGAGCUAUGGGGGGGAAGUGCUCAGCCAGGUGGACCUGCCGGCGUGAAGUAAGGGGAGUGUUCGACCACCUGGUGCCUGGAGGAAUCGGGCCAGCCCAUGGUCUCGCCAGUGGAUGGCACCAGUGUCCUCCCCACUGAAUUGUGGGAAGCACGCUGGCGGCACCCUGCGUCAGGGCCAAGACCAGGCCUAGGGCCCACAGUGGAGGAAGUGAGUAGAUUGGCCAUGGCCUCGGACCCCGCAGGCCCCAGCCCGUGGAAGCCCUCCCCCGUCAGCUGCUCCGGCCUGGACCCAGGGUCUGUGCUGCCAUGACGCCCUGGACAACAUCUGAGUCCUUCCAAGGCCAGAGCAUCUCCCUGGGGUCCUCCCGGUCUGUGACAGCCCACGAGCCUUAAGGAGCCAAGGGUGUCUGGGCAGAGGGAGUGGGCCUGUAAGGGGAGAAGGUGGUCAGACACCAGUAGGUGGGUGGAGUCCACCGGAGUCCCUGGAGGCCGGGCCCUGCUUGGAAGCCCACAGGACCUUCAUUAUCAAAUUAGAGGUUUUGAACUUGGCUCUCUCCCUGAGCUCUUCAGCCCCGCUUCUCGGUUGUGGGUCUUGAAAGAAGACUGAUCAGUGCAUGAACCGAGGACCCAGAGGAGCAGGGAGACCCUCGUCUCGCUCUCCCCUUCAGAAGUCCGAGCGCUCCACCCCUCCCCUCUCUGGGUUCUCUGGGUUCCCUUCCUGUGGGCGCAGAGGGGCUGGGCGGCCCCCUGCUGGCUCUCCCUGGCGAUGCCUCUGGGACCUGGAGCCCAGGCUUACCACGGCCCAACUGCUCUUUUUUUCCUUUCAUUUUGCUUUUUAAAAGCAGUUAUUAUCCAUAACAUUGUAUAGUUUAUUUCAUGCCACUUUGGAUCUUAUAUAAAAAUGUGAGAAUUUGGAUUUUUAAAAAAGACUCCAUUUUAGAUAGCCCCUUUUGAUGUUAAUAUAUAGAGUCCAGCGUAUGCUUUAGAAGUAAAGACACUGACCA
Molecule: messenger RNA, 3614 nt
Organism: Condylura cristata (star-nosed mole)
Lineage: Eukaryota; Metazoa; Chordata; Mammalia; Eulipotyphla; Talpidae
Gene: ZNF319
Product: zinc finger protein 319
Exons: 1
Coding region: 145-1902 (585 amino acids)
Source: RefSeq, a predicted model, not a curated record